CCGUGGGGGAAGCUGGUCAAAGUGGACUCCAGUGAAACUGUUCUGCUUUUCAAUAAAGAAUGCACAGUUGGCAGAAAAAAAGAUUGUCAUUUGUCCUUUCCAGCCAAUAAACUCGUCUCAGGGGAGCAUUGCAAGAUAGUGAAAGAUGAAAGCUCGGGGUUGGUGUGGCUUGAAGACAUGAGCACUAAUGGCACGGUGAUCAACAUGUCCAAACUAAUCAAGAAGCAAAGYCACACUCUGCAAAAUGGGGACAUCAUCUACUUUGUGUACAGGAAGAGUGAGCCAGAACAAAACAUUGCCUAUGUUUACCACUCUGUGAAAACGGAGCAAUGUGUUACCGACCUAUCACCCUCCAGUUAUGAAAGAGAAAGGCCAGCCUGCUGUCCCUCCCCUGUCUCGGCGUCAGACAUGUCCCUGUCUGUGGAGCCUGUACUGCUAACCAGGGCUCCUCUGGGUCCCGCUCGGGAGGAGGAACCUCAGCCGUCCACUUCUGCUUCCCUCUUCUGUGUCGAGAGCCCUUCCUCCUCUGGUCUCAGGGCUACAGCCGGUCAAGCUGCAGAUGCUGCCUCCAGUCUAGGAAAAGACACUGAUAACCUGGAACCAGAAAGGAAAAAGAGGAAAAUUCAUAACGAUAAAGAAAGUGACCUGGGUUUACCCCACACCUCCAGUACAGAGCUGCCAGCGUCUGCUCAGUUAGCUCCUGGGGAGAUUUUGUCCAAACCAGUAGUUGAAGGCAGUAAAACCGACAAGAUGGAGGAAACCCUGACCUGCGUAAUUUGCCAGGACCUUCUUCAUGACUGCAUCAGCUUGCAGCCUUGCAUGCACGUCUUCUGUGGUGCCUGCUACUCAGGUUGGAUGGAGCGCUCCUCUCUUUGCCCCACCUGCCGCUGCCCCGUGGAGCGUAUUUGUAAAAACCACAUCCUCAACAACCUAGUGGAGGCCUACCUAAUCCAGCAUCCAGAGAAGUGUCGCAGCAAGGAGGACCUGAGGAGCAUGGACAGCCGAAACAAGAUAACUCAGGACAUGUUGCAGCCAAAAGUUGAGCGCUCUUACUCUGAUGAGGAGGGCAGCUCGGAUUACCUCUUGGAGCUCUCUGACAAUGACAGCGACUCCUCAGACAUCAGUCAGCCUCUUGUGAUGUGCAGACAGUGUCCUGGCUACAUGAGGCAUAUGAACCAAGUGCUGUUUGCUACAAGUUCAAACCACUGGUUCUCUCCUCUUGCAACUCCUCUGGCUGUACCUCCACCACCCAAAUCACCAAGUGAGGAGGGAGCAGCAAAGCCAAUGGGAGAACAACCCUCAACAUCCUCUGAUCAGACCUCAGCAGCACCUCAGGAGUACCACUGUCCCCCUCAGGGCUUCCAUCUCUUCUGCACUUGCUGCCUCCAGCCCAUGCCAGACCGACUGGCCGAGCUGAACAACCAGCAGAUUAUUUCUCAACAGUGUACGCUGUGCCAGCGACCUUUCUGUCAUAUGUACUGGGGUUGCCCGAGGAYUGGCUGUCGAGGAUGUCUGACUCGAUUUAGUGAGAUCAAUCUGACUGACAAGUGCCUGGAUAAUAUACUGAACUACAAUAGUUAUGAAUCAGAGAUCCUAAAAAACUACCUGUCCUCCAGAGGGAAGUCGUGGAAAGAUCUACUGCAGGAGUCUUUGCAGGGUUUGCAGCAGGGAAACUACUUCCUGACAGAUUGUCGGAUCUCUGCGAGCACCAUCCUUUGUUUCUGCUGCGGUCUGACAACCUUUAAGGAGCUGGCCUACAAAUACAGACAGAACAUCCCUCCAUCGGAACUGCCAGCUGCAGUCACAUCUCGCCCCGACUGUUACUGGGGACGCAACUGUCGCACACAGGUGAAGGCUCAUCAUGCAAUGAAAUUCAACCACAUAUGUGAGCAGACACGUUUCAAGAGCUGAAGGAGCCAGAGGCUCGUUUCUUCUCCACUGUGUCAGAUGAGGAUAAAUCUGCAUCUUGUGCACAGGGUGGGAAACACUAUCUUAAGUUUGCUUGUGUCUAUUAUAGCCUUAUGCAAUAACCCUAUGCACAUAAUACUGUCAGUGUCCAUUUACAAUAGUGGUCAACUUUGAAAAUGCUAUGCACAUUUUAUUAAUGUAUUAAAAGUCUUUGGAAAGGCUGAACACAGAGCUUGUUGGUUGAACAGCAAAAGCUGUUACCUCAGUUUUAUGUCACAUAUCGAUGAAUCGUUUAAACCACUUUAUGAUAAAGCAGGUCAGUUUUUUGGUGGAAUGACUCAAAGUGCUUCCUAAAUAUGUACUCCUGUUUUAUGGCCACCCGUAAAGUACCUCAUGGAUUUACUGUUUCUGCAAUAGAAUAAUUUUAAUGCUCUCAUUACUUACUGAAUGUAAAAUUCAGGGCCUCCAACGUAAUGCAGAUAAAGUUUGGAUAGGGUWACCGUGAAGUGAUUAUUAGUAUUUUAAAAAAAUAUUUCUUUUAUGUAUUACUUUUAACCAGGACGUGCUAAACAAACUGCUCUUUAGCUGCACGCUAACUUUAAGCAAAGUGCCACCGCCUGUUUAAUCAGGGCAUAACCAUGUUCCCAGGCAGGAGCAAAAAGCCACGUCAAAGCCCCUCACUCACGUACGAGGUCAGGUCUGUAAUCCCAUGUGAUAUUUGUAUAGGAUUUCAUGUCUGUGGGAAGGAGAUCAAUGUGUUGUCAUGCUGUCAGAAGGCAGAGGGGGCCUCUGCUGUGUGCUUUGUUCUGGAUAAUCAUCUCCAAGGUGAUUUAACAUGGAGAAAAAAGGGACACUUUCCUAUGGCCCCUGCAGUCAGGGCUAAUCUGUGAUGAAAYGCACGGCUGUCCCACGUGGAUUGAAAGCACAAGAAACAUCUAAUCUGAACGUUUAAGUGAUGCAGGUCAAAAGUUUGAACACUCUGCAGCACAUAGCUUAAAGAAUGAUGAGAACAUGUCACGAUCCACUUCUCACUUACCUCAACCCAUCAGCAUUUUUGUUCAGAUUUCCUACUUCUCAGGUACACAAAGCUGCUGUUAGGUUUUACUCCCAGGUUAGCCACAUUAAAGGAUUUUGAUGUCAAAAAAAAAAAAGGAAAACAGUGAGGGUUAUAAAGCACUGAACUUAAGACUAUCAUCACCGAUGUUUAAAAAUAAACAUCUAAAUCUGGAUGAUAAUGUACAAAGUUAGACUAAUCAGUUUGUAAAAUUGUUUUAUUUGCCUUAAAAAAGUCACAACUUCCAGAGGAGCUUGAGGCCUUGUAUAUUAGAAUAAAAUGUAAUCUUCACAACCUUCUUUGUUUAUAGUCUGUUAUAAACGCUGGUGGAUGUGAAGUGGAAAACAGUCAAAGCAGUUUGUUGCAGGUCUCUAGUACAUUUUGUGCAAUUUUUUUGUUUUAUUUUAAUUGAUUUGCAAGAAUAAUUAGUUUAAUAUUUGCACACAUUUAAGGCUUAGUUGCCAGUUUGAAGUUUAUCAGUGAAAAUCCUGUGCAGCGUGUGCAAUGAAAGCUCAAUCAUAUGAAGGUUCAUUCCAAAAUUAAAUGUUUGAUUUAAAAAAAAAAGGGAGAAAAUUUCUAGAGAUGAAGAUUUUAUUAGUUAUAUAAAUAGUAACUUUUGAUAUAUUUAACUUUUGGUGAUUUUUAAUGGUGAAUAUUGGUGUUUUGUUUUUUAGUGGUCGGUUUUUAUUUGUUGGGCAGGAACUCUUUGAAUGGGCACUUUUUUAUAUUUUUGCUUAGGUUUCAUUCAGUAGUAGGCUCAUUAGCAGUAUAAGUAAGGUGGUGGAUCAUUUCCAGUAUACUUUUUUUAAUUAUUAUUUUCAUUCAUGCUGGGUUUAUGUCGACAUUCCAUAGCAGCUCAGCCCCUCAUCAUCCCCACCCCCGACAAGUUUUAAUUAUGUUCUACAGGAAAUCUGCUCGCCCUGAGCUGACAACAGUCCCGAGCCGCUCCAAUCAGAAACUGGCAUUUAGAGGGUUUACUUUGCUUUCUGCCUGGACUGAUGGGUGUCUGUAGUUUUAUACUGAGGUGUAGGUUUGCUCACCUUUUUCUGUAAACGUUUGGACUGAGCUGCUCAGGAUUAAAAAAUAAAAAGGUUUAUUCUACCUCAUGUCAGCUUCCAUGAAUUAGGGUCUGAAGGGGGUAUCAGUYCAAUUCAGACCCCAGAAUAAAACCUGUGCUUGGAUUUUCAGUGACAGAUCUUUAUACUGAUGCCUGUAAAGUUUGUGUGAUGCACUAUUUUAAAAUCUAGAUAAUCAUUUUGGAAGAUAUUUCAGAGUAGCAUGAAGCACGUACAGACUUAAGUUUUACUAAUACAUGAUAAAAAUGUUCAAUCUUAACUAAUGUAUUUUCCAAUUUGCCAGUUUAACUAUAAUAAAAAACUAUUAAACCUG
Austrofundulus limnaeus is the source of this 4351-nucleotide messenger RNA. RefSeq names its product checkpoint with forkhead and ring finger domains, E3 ubiquitin protein ligase (gene chfr). Gene Ontology annotation, cellular component: nucleus. Gene Ontology annotation, biological process: mitotic cell cycle checkpoint signaling; ubiquitin-dependent protein catabolic process; protein ubiquitination. The record is from RefSeq and is a predicted model, not a curated record. Gene Ontology annotation, molecular function: ubiquitin-protein transferase activity; protein binding. NCBI's taxonomy places the organism in Eukaryota, Metazoa, Chordata, Actinopteri, Cyprinodontiformes, Rivulidae.